Molecule: messenger RNA, 1389 nt
Organism: Trichoderma virens Gv29-8
Lineage: Eukaryota; Fungi; Ascomycota; Sordariomycetes; Hypocreales; Hypocreaceae
Exons: 6
Coding region: 1-1389 (462 amino acids)
Biological process (GO): transmembrane transport
Cellular component (GO): membrane
Molecular function (GO): transmembrane transporter activity
Source: RefSeq, a predicted model, not a curated record
AUGUCCAAGACGACCGUCACCACAACAGAGACGAUCCUCCUCCAGCCACUCUCCCCUCCGGCCCCCAUAGCUUCCAUCUCGCGCCGAUCUUCCGAUCCAGAUCUUUUAGCUCCCAUCACUGAGCAUUCGGUUCAUGAUGCCGAAUCAGCCUUACCGCCUGAAACUGCCGUCUCCACGGCCCAGAGAUGGAAUGAUCCACCCAGGAACAAGUAUCGUGUACUGUCGUGCUUCUUUGCGUUUCUCGUCUAUGGCAUGAAUGACGGCGCGCCAGGUGCCAUGGUACCUCUCUUUGGAGAAUACUACCGUCUGUCGCAUUCAAUUGUCUCGCUCAUCUUCCUCAGUCCCAUGGUAGGCUGUGUGCUUGCCUCUUUCACUUCCAACCGUCUCCAUGCCGUAGCUGGAAGACGGGGCGUCGCGGCAACGGCAACAGGCGCAUAUAUCCUGGCGUACCUGGGCCUCACGCAGCAUCCCCCCUUUCCAGUUGUCGUCUGCCUCCUUGUUUUGACGGGGUUUGGAAGCGGAUUGAUGAACGGAAGUUGGAAUAGUUGGGUUGGGGGCCUGGUUCAAGGAAGUACCCUGUUGGGGUUCCUGCAUGGGUUUUGGGGUGCGGGUGCAACGCUGGCUCCAAUCGUGAUAUCGAGAAUUGCGACAAAGGUGGAAGAUUGGUGGAUCUUCUAUUGUAAGUGGCAUCUGAGAAUCAGCAUCACAGGUUUGGCUUGCCUUGCCUGUGUGGGUGUCACUUCAUCUUUCUGGGAUGAUACUGGGUCGGGAUUCCAUCGACAACAUGCCUCCCCAUCGCCCAAUGCACAAGAAGGGACUAUCAAAAUCUUGAAAAAUCGGGUGACUUUGACGCUCUCUGCGUUCAUGGUUCUCUAUGCGGGAUCUGAAGUAACCAUUGGCGGUUGGCUUCUGACUUUUAUGAUGAGCGUACGCAACGGCUCGCCAACCGCCUCAUCCCUGGCUACUUCGGGCUACUGGGUCGGCCUCACGGCUGGUCGCUUCGGCUUGGGCUGGAUCACUGGAUAUGUGGGAGAAAAGGUCAUGGUGACAGUAUAUUUGCUCAGCGCAAUAGGCCUGGAGAUUGGAUUCUGGCUCGGCAAGGAGUUUGCAGUCAGCGCCGUCAUGGCCGCGCUUAUUGGCGUGUCAACGGGAAUGAUUAUGCCAUCGGGAAUCCGGGUCAUGACCAAGCUGUUGCCUCCAGAAAAGCACCUUGUUUCCGUGGGCUUUGCGACAGCGUUUGCCGUGUCUGGGUCUUCCGUUUUUCCCUUUGCAGUCGGUGCACUUGCUGAGGCGUAUGGUGUACAAGUUCUUCAGCCCGUCGCCCUAGCAUUGUUUGGAUCGCAGCUGGCGCUAUGGCUGUUCAUCUCGCGAGGAAAGCUCAAGGUCUAG